Neofelis nebulosa (Clouded leopard) is the source of this 9310-nucleotide messenger RNA. RefSeq names its product potassium voltage-gated channel subfamily A member 3 (gene KCNA3). The record is from RefSeq and is a predicted model, not a curated record. Gene Ontology annotation, molecular function: protein binding; delayed rectifier potassium channel activity. Gene Ontology annotation, biological process: protein homooligomerization; potassium ion transmembrane transport. NCBI's taxonomy places the organism in Eukaryota, Metazoa, Chordata, Mammalia, Carnivora, Felidae. Gene Ontology annotation, cellular component: voltage-gated potassium channel complex; axon; membrane. The transcript is spliced from 2 exons. The coding region runs from base 164 to 1903 and encodes 579 amino acids.
UCACACUGAGCCUCACGGCGGCAGCAGCGGCGGUGGCGGCGGCGGCAGCAGCAGCGGCAGCAGCAGCAACAGGCGGCGGGCCCGGCUCGGGGGCGGAGGCGGCGGAGGGGCGGGGAGCGCGAGGAGGAGCGACGCGGCCCGCGCCGCCGCCUCUUCCCGCCGCAUGGACGAGCACCUCAGCCUGCUGCGCUCACCGCCGCCGCCCUCCGCCCGCCACCGCGCCCACCCUCCCCAGAGCCCCGCGAGCGGCGGCGGCGGCGCCCACACCCUGGUGAACCCCGGCUACGCCGAGCCCGCCGCAGGCCCCGCGCUGCCGCCCGACAUGACGGUGGUGCCCGGGGACCACCUGCUGGAGCCGGAGGCGGCCGACGGCGGCGGGGGCCCGCCGCAGGGCGGCUGCGGCGGCGGCGGAGGCUGCGACCGCGACCGCUACGAGCCGCUGCCGCCCGCGCUGCCGGCCGCCGGCGAGCAGGACUGCUGCGGGGAGCGCGUGGUGAUCAACAUCUCCGGGCUGCGCUUCGAGACGCAGCUCAAGACCCUCUGUCAGUUCCCGGAGACGCUGCUGGGCGACCCCAAGCGGCGCAUGAGGUACUUCGACCCGCUCCGCAACGAGUACUUCUUCGACCGCAACCGGCCCAGCUUCGACGCCAUCCUCUACUACUACCAGUCGGGCGGCCGCAUCCGCCGGCCGGUCAACGUGCCCAUCGACAUCUUCUCCGAGGAGAUCCGCUUCUACCAGCUGGGCGAGGAGGCCAUGGAGAAGUUCCGCGAGGACGAGGGCUUCCUGCGGGAGGAGGAGCGGCCCCUGCCCCGCCACGACUUCCAGCGCCAGGUGUGGCUGCUCUUCGAGUACCCGGAGAGCUCCGGGCCGGCGCGGGGCAUCGCCAUCGUGUCCGUGCUCGUCAUCCUCAUCUCCAUUGUCAUCUUCUGCCUGGAGACGCUGCCCGAGUUCCGCGACGAGAAGGACUACCCCGCCGCGUCGUCGCAGGAGCAGUUCGAGGCGGCCGGCAACAGCACGUCGGGGGCGCCCGCCGGAGCCUCCAGCUUCUCGGAUCCCUUCUUCGUGGUGGAGACCCUGUGCAUCAUCUGGUUCUCCUUUGAGCUGCUGGUGCGGUUCUUCGCUUGCCCCAGCAAAGCCACCUUCUCGCGAAACAUCAUGAACCUGAUAGACAUCGUGGCCAUCAUCCCUUAUUUCAUCACUCUGGGCACCGAGCUGGCUGAGCGACAGGGCAAUGGACAGCAAGCCAUGUCCCUGGCCAUCCUGAGGGUCAUCCGGCUGGUGCGCGUCUUCCGCAUCUUCAAGCUCUCCCGGCACUCCAAGGGGCUGCAGAUCCUGGGCCAGACGCUGAAGGCUUCCAUGCGGGAGCUGGGCUUGCUUAUCUUUUUCCUCUUUAUCGGGGUCAUCCUUUUCUCCAGCGCGGUCUACUUUGCCGAGGCAGACGACCCCACUUCAGGUUUUAGCAGUAUCCCGGAUGCCUUCUGGUGGGCAGUGGUAACCAUGACAACAGUAGGUUACGGUGACAUGCACCCGGUGACCAUAGGGGGCAAGAUUGUGGGGUCGCUCUGUGCCAUCGCUGGUGUCUUGACCAUUGCUUUGCCAGUCCCUGUGAUUGUUUCCAACUUCAAUUACUUCUACCACCGGGAGACAGAAGGGGAAGAACAAGCCCAGUACAUGCACGUGGGAAGUUGCCAGCACCUCUCCUCGUCGGCGGAGGAGCUCCGAAAAGCAAGGAGUAACUCGACUCUGAGUAAGUCGGAGUAUAUGGUGAUCGAAGAGGGGGGCAUGAACCAUAGCGCUUUCCCCCAGACCCCUUUCAAAACGGGCAAUUCCACUGCCACCUGCACCACGAACAAUAAUCCCAACUCCUGUGUCAACAUCAAAAAGAUAUUUACUGACGUUUAAUAUAUGAUGCAAGUGACAUGCUGUGCUCAGUAUUGUGUGGAACGUGCCCCCUUGGUCUGUGUAUGCCCUUGUUUUAUACAUUUCCAGACCAUUCAUCAAGGAAAGGACAUGAAGAAGUGGAACGCACACUUCAUUUUCCCUCUCCCUACUGCUUCAUACUGAAACAGGUGUCUGUUUUGCAAGUGGGCUGCAUUCUCUCAGCUCUCCAUUGUUUUCUCCCCCUCUCUCUAAUAUUGCAAAGAACAAACUUACUUUAAACUUGAUUUCUAGUACACACCCUCUAAAACAAACAAACAAACAAACAAACAAACAAACAAAAAGCAGCUGUACAUCCUGGGAGGAAAUGAAAUUAAAGAACAGUUAGAGUAACCGCCUAACCUCAGAAUUAAAAGACACUUGUUUCUUUACUAAGUAAAGCUGGCACGUACUUAAAGGAUGCUUCAGUGUGAUGGACUGUUCAACAUUAUUGAGUAUUUAGUUCAAUUGCCUACGCUGUGGAUGUGUGGAUGAGAAGUCUGAUUAGAAAAAUGACUUGUAAACCCACCGUGAGUUUCUUUGGUUUUUGACUGGGAUUUCUUCUAUUCGGAACCCCUCCCGGAAUUUUAAAGAUAUAUACAACUUUGAACGAAGGGAAAUGCCUGAGAUGUCCUGAUCUGACUAAUCGGUUGCAACUCUUUGGGGCUUGUUGAGCAUUUCGAAAGGGGUAGACUAACAGAUUCCUCUGAACUUCUGUGUGUGUGUUCCAAGCAACAUCUACCAAAGUGUAGAAACAGAUGUUUUCAGCGCUGCUGAGAGAAACAAACAAAAUUCCUAACGCGUCUGCGAGAUAAGCUUCUGCAGUAUCACAAGAAGAUUAAAGUGGCAGACACUCCUUCCAGCGGAAGUUACUAAUUCGGACCUGACUGAUGCAGUUCCCAUAGCAACCCAUGUUUCCUGGGAAACCCGAAAAAGGUUGUCAUGGCAUCUCUUGCUCUGUAGCCCCACCCCCUAGCCCCUGCUGUUUCCACAGUAACCUUUCCAGAUGGUUCCUACUUACAGGAUGUCGGAAGGAAAACCACUGUUUGAAUAAACCGCACAAAUAAAGUUAUGUCUGAGAAUCUGAGGGUGGUGAAAUGAAUCACAAAAUGCGUUAUUUUUUUACUACAGAAAAUCAUUGAUAUCAUCUCAUAAUGAUUGAAUCGAGAAGGAAAAUAUUGCCUUUGGAAUGUUAGAUAUACACCACAAUGAGGCAUGAUUUGAAUUCAAUGCCAACAAUUAGGCAAUAAUUUAAAAGGAUGCUGUUUUCUUCCUCCAGGAAGUUUCAAGCCAACAGAUGAAAUUUAAAAGCAAAUGUAAAAGCGUUCUGUACAUAAGCAUAUGAAAGAUCCAAUCAGUGUACCUGAAACCUUACUGCAAGGGACCUUGAGAUUUCCUCUUAAAAAAAACAAAAAAACAAAAAAACAAAAAAAACUCCAGAUCCCACAAGAGCACUUGAAAAGCUAAGUAAACUUUAAAAAUAUAAAGGAUGCACGCUUUUUAACUGAGGGAAUUGCAGACAAUCAAUAAAAAAGACGGAUGGGAAGUAACCAAAUCUUGGGGAAAUACCUGCAAGUUUCAGCCACACACCAGGGUUGCCAGAAGACACACAGAGAAUCAGAUACCUGAAGAGUCCCACAUAGAGAACUGUAUUGCUGCACGGACCAGUAGGAUCCUCAUUUUUAAAUUGCCUACAUCAAGAACGCCAUGUUGGUCCUGUCGCUGAUGGGCAGUGAUCUGUCUGCCAGUGCAUAUUUUUGUUUCAGUUGACAUUAAAUAACAUGUCUCUAAUAAAUGCUUUAUAUAAAGGAAACAGCUCUAAAGCUGGAGGAUUCUCUUCGAAUUGUGUGCAAUAUUAAAGAUAGUGAUAGAUGAAGAAGAACAUUCGAAAAUAUUAAGGGAUCAUUUCAACCUUUUGACAUUUUGGUGAAAUUGAAUCACUCAAAAACUAGUCAGUACUGCUGAUAAAGAAAACCUAAAUGUUUGUUUCCAACAAGCCAACUGGUACUGUUUUCUUCUUUCAGUUAAUCACUGGACUCUGUUGAAUCAUGAGAUAUAGUAACGUUAUCUUCUGUGUUCUGGCUUAUGUGCAACCUUAUUUGUGAAGGCGUGUUUUGUACCAAAGGCUCUCCUACGUAGAUUGGCCCAUUUACACAUAAAUAAGUGAAAUCUACACUGUGCCCAGAUGAAUGGUGUUCAAGACAGACUGGCCUAAAAGAAAUGUGCCUUGCUUGAUUCAACAUCCUUUUAUUUUUUUGACUCAAAAUGAUAGAUUUGCAAAUUUGUCUCAUAGGUAGGUUUUAGCUGAGCAUAAAUUUAAAAGUAUAUUAGUACUUAUGUUUAAGUUGUCUAUUUCAGCUAAAAUUUUAAUAUUUGGUUAUAGUUUUCAGCAGUUCAUAGAUAUUAUAAUCACUCAGUUUAGUUUUCGUAUGAUGUUUGGUGUGGUGAGACAAAGCACAUUCUUAAAGAUAUAUUGUAAUAUUUCAUCUAAUGUAUAGAAUUUCCUUCAAAAUUGUACCUGUAAAAGGUUUCUUGACUCAUCCUCUAUUUUUAUAAGUUAUUCCUUUAGAAAUGGAACUUUUUUCAAUAAAAUAAGCAAAGUUUUAGUUGGAAAAGAGAUUUAGGAGGUCAUGAAGAUGAUUUCCCAUUUGGGGACAUUUCACUUCUGUGCCAUUAUUAAUGUAUUUACUGUGACAUUUCAGCAGAAUGGUAGCUAUUUGUAUAUUAUUUAAUAAGCCUUAUGGAAAGUCAAACUGUGAACAUUUGGUAUAAUGAAGACUUUUUUUCACUUUCAUAUUUUAUUUUUGAAACAUACCUGAGCAAAUGCGUAAAUAACCAAUUUCCUGUUACUCAAAUGCAUAGCGACGCUGUUCUAAUAAGAGUGCUUGUAGAAUUUUAAUUACAUCAAAAUAUUUCAGUAGCAAAGCCAAGAUGAUAAUACUUUUUGAUGCCAUGUAAAAGGAAAUACAGGUGAUGAGUUUCAUUGUUAAUAUAUAAGAAUCGAUAACUAAACAAUCUUAUACCUGUUAGCAGCAAAGGAUGUAGGAGAUAAAAUCCAGGUAAUUUUCUUUGAGUCAAUGCCUACAAUGAAUUUUGCACAAUCUGCUGAUAAUUCUUCUGUGGUCAAAAUUUUGAGACCAGAUCACUCUCGGGAAAAGUGAAGUAAGUGACUGAUAAGUAUCUCAGAUUUGAGCUAUGUGAACCUCCCAACUGAAUGAUUUGCAAUUAAAGUGAAAACAUAGCCAAAGCCACCACCAUGUUUUUGUUCUGUUAGCACACAUAGAAGAGACGCUGGCCCAGAGAACUGUCAAUCCAUUCCAGCCACCUAAUACUCAUAACUGAUGUUCACAGACUUGUCAGCAGUUAAAGUAAUUCACAUCAACUAUUGGGAUGAUUGAAACAAACCAAUUAAAUGUCCUAUAAGGGGUUUUAGACAUUCACAUGUUUUAGUAAGGAUCGGUAGGCAUUACAAAAAUAGACACAGGUACUACCUUCAGGAAACACCAAUGACACAACUUUAAGUAUCAUGUAUACUUAAUAUCAUAUCUGCAUUAUUAUUACAGGCCGCGGUUUCAAAUAAAGACAAAACCUGGACUUUGAGAUAAAAGCACAGAAUAGCACCAGAUGAGUAAACUGUCAUAUCUGAUAUGGUUCACCAAAUGUGUAGUAAAAAUACAGUAUUGAUCUAGAUAUCAUGAAACCAGAGUUCUUACCCACUUUCUACCUGUGGGACCCUAGAUAAGUCACUUACUGUUGCUAGGCUACAGUUUCCUAAGUUGCAAGGUGGUUGUGCUGGGUUAAAUAAUCCCCAAAGCCCAUUCUCAGCCCCCAAAUCCUCAUUUAUACACAUUUGAAAAGUCUUUGAAGAAUACUUAAAGUACUCAGAUUUUUCUUACGCAUCUCCAAAGGAAAGAGUAAAUUGAAAUAAGAUUUAAACCUUUAAAGGGUCAUAAAUAUACCAUUCUUCAAAUUGAUUGUGAGAAGAGGAAAUAGGAUGUUUUUUCUCCUCUAAGAAUUGUCACUGGCCCAUAAUGGGAUCAUGAAAAAGUAGAAAACCCACUGUGCAGAAUGGAAACAGAUUAAUGAAAUAGCUGCAAAGGAAGAGGAGGUUAUUUGUUCAAUUUAAUUAGAACUUAAUGUGAUUUGAAAUUACAUAUGAAAUGCUAAAAACAGUUCCAGAGCUGUACUGCACACUCAACAUUAUAAUCCUGGACUAGAAAGUGGGAGAAGGUUGGAAGGAUGGGGAUGUUUGCCUUAUGAUCUCUUGAUUUUUUUUUUCCCCACAAGAAGCAGUUUGGUAGAGCUUAAGCAAGUGUCUUUGCUUUAGUGCUGGCUCUGCUAAUAAUUUAUGUGCCCUAGGAAAGUCCCUUUGACUUCUCUGAGCCCUAGUUUCUUUAUUUGUGCAAUGAAGACUUUAAAUUUAGUAAUCUGUACGUUUCUUUAUAUCUUUGAAAAUUCUAUAAUGUUUCCAGAAUAUUCUGAUAUGCACAUACAUGUUGCUCCUCUCCAGGCACUAAGAUGCCACAGAUCUCUGUUCAUAUGACUGAACAGACUACAAAUCCAAACGUUCAUAUUUCUAAUUGACCUCAGCAAGACAUUAAAAAAUGUAACUUUUAAUUUGGACCAUGGCUUAACUAUUAUGACUUAUCAUUUCAUCUUUGAAUGGUGGGUUAGUUACUAUAUAAACAAAAUUUCUGUGCAAGUGAAUCUUCCGUUUAAAUCUUUGUAGUUUAAUAAACACUUAGCAAACCAGGAUUAAAUAUAUUAUGCUUGCCAGUGAACUGUAGCUGACUGCAAGGUGCGUUUUUGUCACAUUAAAAAGGUAACGCCGUUUUUGGUCCCAGAAUUCAAAUGACUAUAAUUUGAAAUAAUAUUCACAAAAUGUUGUAAACUUUUGUGAAUACAAAAGAGGCCUGGUGGAGCCAUGUUGUAAUUAGUUUCGCUCAGGAGUGAGAAACGAAAUUCAGGGAUAACCCAAACGCUUCUGUUUGGCUUUUGUGGACAAUUGGAAAAAGACGGGUUAUAGCUUUUGUACAACAUAGAUAAGAGAUAAUUAUACCCAUUGAAAACCAAGAGUAUAUUCUGGUUGCUGGUUUUAUGGUAGAAAGAGAUUAGGAUAGAAGGAUGCUAAAAUAUGGACACUAGGGAAAUUGUUAAAAUGAUAGCAGUCCAUUUGAAUAAUCUAGAAAUAUUUUGUCAUAACGAGAUUAUUUGUCCAGAGGUUUAGUCUUCUAUCCUUCCAUUCAGAAAAGGGGGCAGUUUUUAAAGGCCUCUAUCACAAUAGGAAAUGUAUAUUUUGACUAGCCGAGCAAUUCAUUAAAACAUUUAAUCUGAUAAUUUUUGGUCUUGUGAAUCUGAAUUUUCACUUUAGGUGUAAUUGAGUCUCUUAUAUAUUCGUGUUAGUGAUAUUUGUGAAAAGUAACUUUAUCCAUUUUUUUUAAAGUUGACGAAAUUUGCUCAAUGGUGAUUCUAUCAAAUUGUGUUCAUAUUGUAUCUUGCAACAAUUUGUGAACUGACCAUACAGAAACAAACCAUAGUAGUAUCUCUUCUGGUGAAUUGUAUCCAUGGUGUGAUCUCUUAAUGCUGGGUUUGGGGCGGGAAGGUUAAGUAUUUAGUUGACUUAAAACUAAUUGUCAAAGUGUUUUUAAAACUGUAGGACUAUAAACCAAAUAGGAAUAUACUCUUCUUUUGUUCAGUGUAGACCAUUUUUGGAACUACCCCAUACAAUGGCAUAAUUUGGGGUAAAAAGUUCCUCUAUAUGUAUACAAGGGAAAGCAAACAGUGUAUGUAGUAUUUCCAUGUAGUAUGUUAAAUGUAAUAAUAACAAUAAUCCAUUUCUGAAAUCGUAUACAGAUAGUAAUUAUGCAGACAUCCAAAUACGAUUUUUUCAUAGCAACGUCUAACAUUUGUUUAUCUCAUACUUUGCAAAGAUCAUUCACAUCUUAUUUAAUCUUUAAAAUAUCCAUAUGAAGUAAUAAUAGCAUCUGAAGUUUAGAGAUUAACCAACCAGUGGAAAGAUCAAGUGACUUGUUCAAGACCAUAUGGCCAUCAAAUGGCUCCAAAUCUCAUUUUCUUUACACUGUUCUCCCUUAUGUUAUUUUGCCAUUAGCUGUAAAACUUCAGCUGAAAUCUAAUUCUACAUGAUAUGUUGGGAAAUUUCAGAGUUGGAGAACGAGGCAUUUUUUGCUAUUAACAGACCUUGUUAGAUACUUCCAAAAGAGAGUCCUCCCACAGGGUGAUAGCCAAACAUUUUCCAUCUAGAACAUAAUUAACUCCACCAACCCUGAUCAUAGACACCAAAUCCACGUGUUGUCAUAAUGUUAUCUUCCUCCCUAGCUUUCUAAUUUCCCUAGACAAGUUAUCUUCUUCCCUAGCUUUCUAAUUUCCUUUAAAAAAAAAAAAAAGUCUACCAUAGUAACUGACUUCUGAACAGUUGAAAGAAGCAAUAACCCAAGAAAUGGCCAACAUUCUGAUUCAGAGAAAAAGUACCGUCAGACCAACCACUGUAACCAAUUUUCAGCCCACUGUCUUUCGUCACAUGUAUGCUGUGAUUAGCAGAGGACAGGGAAGGAGGAGAGGAUAGAAAAACUGUCUUCAUUUUAAGAAAACUCCUUAUUCUAACUAUUCAAAAAGAAUUGGUUAUCAAAUAUUAGACUACAGGAUUAAUACCUGCAUUCUAAUACAUGUUCAAAUACAUGGUAAAGUUUAUCCCCAUAUUUAAAAAGUAGGUAAUUUCCCUGAUAAAAUUAAAAUCUGAUGACUGCUCAGUUUGAAUAUAGAGAAGAUUCAUGUGUUAAUUCAUGACAUAAUACAACAUUUUUAUUCUUUCUUUUUAAACAACAGAGAGGCACUGUUAACUGCUUUCCCUUGUAAAUCAACAGUCUGUGAUACGUUCUGUACUUUUACUCACUAGUAAUGCAAUGUUAUUGUGCAUAAUUAAGUGGAACAUAUGCUAUAUUAUAUCAGAAUUUAAAUUUUGCUAACCUUAAAUUUAGUUCUCUUUAUCAAACAGAUAAGUCAAUCAAGUAUUAUUUUGUAUGGAAUGAAAUAAUCAUUCUCAAAUAAUGACGUAGUAACAAAUAAUGGAAUUCUGAAUAGAAUGUAAAGUCAAAACUUCUUUUCUAUAUUCGUCUUCCUUUGACAUUGAAUUGUGUUCACUAAUCACUUAUUAAUGUAAAGUUUAAAUAAGUUUUUAUGCCGUGUUCUUGGAUGUUCUUGUCAUAAUACAUUCGAGCCUUCUGUUAAGUAAAUACAGUAAAUACCUGUGAGUUGAUUAUGUGAUAUUUUUAUCUGACCCAUUUUUUAAAAUUUGUCGUUGUAUUUAAAGUAUUUUCAUGGCAAAUGUUAUGUGCGGAAUUCAAUAAAAUACCCCCCAAAAUCCUGUUACUCCUA